Molecule: messenger RNA, 1398 nt
Organism: Musa acuminata AAA Group (dessert banana)
Lineage: Eukaryota; Viridiplantae; Streptophyta; Magnoliopsida; Zingiberales; Musaceae
Exons: 8
Coding region: 170-1108 (312 amino acids)
Biological process (GO): transmembrane transport
Source: RefSeq, a predicted model, not a curated record
GCUCUCCCAAGAGACAAAGGGCAGGCUAUCAGCGAGGGUUUCUUUUCUAGGGUUUCGGUUCGAUUCGGGCGAGGCUGCAGAUGAACGCCGGAGCUGCUCCGGCACCAAUCUAGGUUCUGCGUGAAGCGAUUAGGGGUGAGCGGAGGAGGAGGAGAAGCAGCGGCCGGAGAUGCAGACGGAGGCGCGGGUGGGAGCUCUUUCCUCUGGCCACGGCAAUGGCGGAGGCGCUGUAGACGGCGGGGCAAGGAGGUACUCCGCGCACGACCAGCAGCAGCGUCAGCAGUUGCAACAUCAGCCGCAGAUCGGGACGGUUGCGCACCUUAUUGCCGGAGGAGUCGCCGGGGCGGUCAGCAAGACGUGCACGGCUCCUCUUGCUCGCCUUACCAUCCUCUUCCAGGUGCAAGGAAUGCACUCUGAUGUUGCAACUCUAAGGAAAGCUAGCAUAUGGCAUGAAGCUUCUCGUAUUGUACAUGAAGAAGGUUUUAGAGCAUUUUGGAAAGGAAAUUUGGUGACAAUUGCUCAUCGCUUACCUUAUUCUUCUAUAAGUUUUUAUGCUUAUGAGCGAUACAAGAAUCUACUGCAAUUGAUUCCUGGGCUAGAUAAGCAUAGAGAUAGUGUGAGUGCAGAUGUCUGCGUGCGGUUGUUUGGUGGAGGUCUGGCUGGAAUUACAGCUGCAUCUGUCACAUAUCCGCUGGAUCUUGUUAGAACACGUCUUGCAGCUCAGACGAAUACUAUGUAUUACAGGGGCAUUUCACAUGCUGUGUAUGCUAUCUGCAGAGAUGAGGGUAUGAGAGGAUUAUACAAGGGACUUGGACCAACAUUGAUGGGUGUUGGACCCAGCAUAGCAAUCAGCUUUUCUGUGUAUGAAACUUUGAGAUCUCGUUGGCAAGUUGAGAGGCCAUAUGAUUCUCCUGUAUUGGUUAGUUUGGCUUGUGGAAGUCUUUCUGGUAUUUCAUCAUCAACAGUGACAUUCCCGUUGGAUCUCGUGAGGCGAAGAAUGCAGUUGGAAGGGGCAGCUGGAAGGGCUUGUGUCUAUAAGUCAGGCGUCUUUGGGACGUUUAAGCAUAUAAUUAGGACCGAAGGAUUUCGAGGCUUAUACCGAGGUUAGAAAAGUAUGCAUCUUUCAGGACUCCCCCAUGGUGGCGAGUUUUGCUGUUGCUGCCAUGAAAAUUCUUUAAUUUUUGUAUAGAUGAAAAGGCUUUUUGUGGAUGCAACUGGUUACUCGUUUAGACUAAUUCAUCAGCCAUCAUUUUGAUAUUGGUGAGAGUUUGCUUUGACCAUCAUCAUUUAAGGCUUUGAGAUUAUUUUUUUUUACCCCUGUUGUUUGUUUGCUAACGAUGGAUAGCAGAUCUAGUAAUGUUUAUUGGUGAAGGAAUCCGGGGGCAAACUUUAAAUCGG